GCAAUGUGAACUUGUUAAUGAUGUCACCAAGAGCAACAGCUAGCUACAGCAGUAACAGAAGCAAGCAAAGACAGCUGUUCCAGCCCUCCUGGCAUAAACAUUCGCAGUCAGUGCUCAGGGAAGCAUGUCAUCAGAGCAAAGCAGUGUCUGGCAUCCUAGCCUAGUGAAUAUGAAACAGAGAAAAUGAAGGCUGACAGAAGCUCCAGAUGUCUCAUCAUGACCAACAAGACUUGCAGGAAGGCUGCCGCUGGUUUAAAUAUUUAUCUAUUUAUGUCUAUGUGCCUGCCAGCACAAUUCACAUGGACUGAUUCAUUUUAGUGAAACCUUCCUGUGACUUUCAAGUUAACUCUUGUAGCUUUCCACUUACUUCAGAGCAGACUGAAUUACUGUCUGUGUACGUACACCUUGCUAUGGGGGAUGAUUUUUAAAAUGGACACAGGCUUUAAUGGGGAUCAGUCAGUAACCAAUGAUUAUUCUGCCUUCUCACAUCUUCUGCACUCGGAUGUGGCAACUAAUAUCUCAAAUCAGACUUCCAAGAAUGAGACACUCUCUGAAUUGGACCCUGCAAGGGCAAUAACCCUUGGACUUGUUCUGGGCAUAUUUAUAGUGUUUGCCAUAGCUGGAAACAUUGUGGUUAUACUUUCAGUUGCUUGUAACAGGCAUCUGAGAACUCCAACCAACUAUUUUAUUAUUAACCUUGCUAUUGCAGAUCUUUUAUUGAGUUUCACAGUGGUGCCUUUCUCAGCAACAUUUGAGAUUGAGGGCUAUUGGGUGUUCGGAAGGAUUUUCUGUGACAUAUGGGCUGCUAUGGAUGUCUUAUGUUGUACUGCCUCCAUCAUGAGCCUCUGUGCAAUUUCCAUUGAUAGAUACAUAGGGGUAAAAUAUUCCCUUCAGUACCCAGCAUUAGUGACAAAAAGAAAAGCUGUGCUGGCACUCCUUGUGGUUUGGGUUUUGUCCAUAGUUAUCUCUAUCGGUCCACUUCUUGGCUGGAAGGAGCCAGCACCUCCAGAUGAAAAAGAAUGUCGCAUAACUGAGGAGCCUUUUUAUGCCUUGUUCUCAUCUCUAGGUUCAUUUUACAUUCCAUUAACUGUGGUCCUGGUUAUGUACUGUAGGGUCUAUUUUGUCGCCAAAAGAACAACCAAGAACCUCCAAGCUGGAGUAAUGCGGGAACGGACAAGGACUAAGGAGCUUACACUAAGGAUUCAUUAUCGGGGGAGUCAGGAAGAAACAGAGGGGCAUGGCUCAAAGUCAAGGGGGCACCCUUUAAGGACAGCACUGUCUGUGAAACUUCUCAAGUUUUCAAGACAAAAGAAGGCAGCUAAAACACUGGGCAUUGUUGUGGGCAUGUUUAUACUCUGCUGGCUUCCCUUCUUUAUUGCUCUUCCUAUAGGAUCUUUGUUUUCUUACUUAAGACCACCAGAAACAGUCUUUAAAUUUGUAUUCUGGCUUGGCUACUUCAACAGCUGCAUGAACCCAAUAAUUUACCCCUGUUCCAGUAAGGAGUUCAAAAGAGCUUUUACUCGUAUCCUAAAAUGCCAGUACCAUCAAAGGAGACAUCACAGAUGGAGAGUCAACAGAAACAAGAACUGGAAUCGCGGGUCCCUGGACAAUUCUCGAAAGGAUUCCAUGGAAGAUAGUGACUUCAUAAACAGUAGUCAGAAGACAAUACCAUCAGCUGCACCCAGUCCAAGCUGCACAAAGAAAAAAAUACCAAACUUGGAGGUGUACAAUUCUGAUAACUUUAAACCUCAAAGUCCCUUUCAAGGAGAACCUCUAGACACUGUUCAAUCACAGGAAAUCCUUCAGAAAUGUGCUUUUCAUUUUGUGGACAUGUAUACUGUGCAAGCAGAUGAUAAGCCAGAUAGCUCAACACAGGAAUCUAGGACAAAGCCUGGUGCAAUGAAUGGAGGCAUUCAUGUCACAGAGCCUACCAAUUUCUAAAAGCAUAAUUUUAAAGAAAAAUAUGUCUUUAAGAGGACACCAAACAAAUAUAUUUUUUCUACUAUCAUUAUUCAUGUGUGCUGGUUUCCACAACAGAAAAUGUGCCACAUUAAACAGAUGAUAAAAUGUUAAAGAAUUUGAUAGCUAUGACAAAUCAGAACAUAUUUAAAGGUAUUACAGGAAUAAGGAAAAGUGAUAUUUACAGUGUGUUACUCUAGCUUCCCAUCUACCACCAGGUUCAUCUCCUUUUCAGAUGCCCAAAGAGGGGCAUCUUUUCAGAAAUGUGACAUUUUGUAGAACAAAGUAUUCCCACAACUAGUCCAAAAAGGACAGGGCGUUAUUUUGUUACCAAAAUAAAAGCUCAUUCCUGUAGAAUUUGAGACAUUUCUGUUGAUUAAUACCAUAUUAAAGUACUUCAGAUACAAAGUAUUGUUUUAUGCAUUUAUGCAACUCUUACAGGAAACCUAGGAAAUAUUUUUUAUCUUCAAACCUCAGGACAUUAGCCUGCAGGAUAAAGCAGCCUAAACAGAGACUGUCCUGCAUAAAGAGGGAUAGGCUGUAACACUAUCUAUCUUCUUGUCAGUAAGCGAGUAGAAAUUGGCUGUAGAACUGGCAAAGUCAGCCACAUGGAAAAGAUGUACUCUCCUUAGAAAUCAAAAACUACCUGCAACAUGGAUUGUACUUUUAAUUCAAAUGUGAGGUUUCCUGUUCUGUUCAUAUACCUUAAUCUUGAAGUUUCAUCUGGGUUGGUUUUCCAUUUUCAUUUACAUACAUUCAUCAGUUAUACAGUUAGGGUAGGUGACACAUGAAUUCUCAGAAAAGAAAUCACUGCCUGUAUGAUUAUUACUCUCUGCAGUUCUGAUUAAACAACAAAUAUCAUAGCUUAGUCUGUCAAAUAAAUAUUUUUCAACCAAAAUCCAGCACAUCAGAUGGGCAGCCACUUUAUGUAGGGGGUGUGAUGCCCAACCUCUGGGCCAGUAAUCAAGGAGCCUCAAUCCUCACCACUGGCACCUGUGUGGGACGUUCACUGGGAGGAUAACAGGUACACACACACACACAGUAUUUCCAGAUGCAGUUCUCUGUAUCAAGCGCAAUUUCCCUUAAAAGCACACAGAGACCACAGUCAGCCCUGGGCUAGUUUCUCCAUCUUUCUCCUGAUCCCCAAUAAGACUCCCCAAUGGCAUGGAUAUAGAAUUAUCUCAGCUGAUUUUUCAACCAAGGCCUCCAGCAACCUCUCUGGCCAACCAGUGCUUCGUGUCCCUGCCCAAGUAGCUUUCACACACACUCUUUGAGAUAUGAUUCGCACACACACACAA
Molecule: messenger RNA, 3257 nt
Organism: Protopterus annectens (West African lungfish)
Lineage: Eukaryota; Metazoa; Chordata; Ceratodontiformes; Protopteridae
Gene: ADRA1B
Product: adrenoceptor alpha 1B
Exons: 2
Coding region: 418-1941 (507 amino acids)
Biological process (GO): adenylate cyclase-activating adrenergic receptor signaling pathway; cell-cell signaling; positive regulation of cytosolic calcium ion concentration
Cellular component (GO): membrane
Molecular function (GO): alpha1-adrenergic receptor activity
Source: RefSeq, a predicted model, not a curated record